GUCAGAGCCAGUGGAACAGAUUCCUGAACCUCGAGGACAGCAAGAGUGAGAGAGGGAAGGAAGAGAGCGAGUGAGACAACAGACGGGUAUGGAGCUGAAAAUAAGGAAGAGGAGGGAACAGAGAAAACAUCAGGGUAGAAAUUAAGAAAAGGGCUAGUAAUGAGACAGUGAGAAAGAAAAAAGAGAGAGAUAGAGAGAGAAAGAAAGAGAGAGAGAGAGAGAGAGAGAGAGAGAGAGAGAGAGAGAGAGAGAGAGAGAUAGAGAGAGAGAUAGAGAUGGCACUGUUCCCAUGCUCCAGACUGCCCUCAGGUGUUCACUGUGCAAAUCGGAGGCGGCUGCUUGUGCUGUGUGUGUGCGUUCUCUCCGGACUGAUCUACUUUUUGAAGGGGAAGAGGUUAGCUGCAGUUUCCACACUUUUGCUGUCAGAAGUGGAGAGAAGAGAACCAGCUUUGGAAGGUGAAGAGCUUCCUGUGAAGACUCCUUGGGGUGCUCCUCUGGUGUGGGGGGACAGCGAGUCCUCAGCCUGGCGUAGGGACGAGUUUGCCCAUCACAACGUCCGCACUGGGUUGGCCAUCCUGGCCGUGGGGAACUAUAACUACUUCCUUCACCGCCUCAUUUCUUCUGCUGAGCUUCACUUCCUUCUCAACCUCUACGUCACCUACUACGUCCUAACUGACCGUCCAAGAGAACUGGACCCUCCUCCAAAACUGGGGCCCAACAGGCAGCUGAAGGUCAUCCCUGUGGCUGAAAUGCCGGGCUGGGAUAGGCUAGGUCUGCGGCGCAUGGCACUGCUGGCAUCCAUCAUUGGUGAGCGGAUUCAUUUGGAAGUGGACUAUGUGUACUGCAUUGACGCUGACCAGGAGUUCACAAACACAGUGGGUUCAGAAAUCUUGGGCAAGCUGACUGCCACCCUACACCCAGUAUUCUAUGGAAAGCCUCGACAUUAUUAUCCCUACGAGAACGACCCAGACUCGAUGGCUUAUGUAGCUGACGGCGAAGGUGACUAUUACUACACUUCCGAGUUCUAUGGCGGCCUGUGCUCAGAGGUGUUAGCCAUGACCCGGGCCUGCUCUUUACUCAUUCUACAGGACCAAGAGAGGGACAUUACAGCCCAGGAGCUCGAGGAGAGCUACCUGAACCGCUACUUGGUUAACCGUAGGCCUACCUGCGUUCUCUCCCCAGAAUACAGCUGGUGGGAGUCGCCCCAAGUCCCUGAAGUACCCACAAAAAGGAUUCAUUCUGUAAGCAGAAAGUGAUUAUCCAAAGGCAAUGUGAAGGUGAAUACAGAUGCUUGCUGAAGAGAAAAGAAGAUGGCGGUGGAGUAGAGAGAAAUGACCUUUCUAUACUCCACCCAAAAAUGGUUGACAAACAUUACAGAACAGCAGCAAAAAAAGAAAAAAAACAAAAAUCAACAUAAUGAGAAACUGUAUCACUCACAUUAAAGCUCCGAUGAAUAUUUUCUUGUUAUAAUUUGAAAGAUAUGGAGCCCUGCUGGUGACAUCCUGUAUAAAUAAAAAUAAUGUGUGGCCACGACUUAGUAAGGCAUGGGAAAAAGAUAAUAAAGUCAU
This is a messenger RNA of Colossoma macropomum (tambaqui), 1568 nucleotides long. RefSeq names its product globoside alpha-1,3-N-acetylgalactosaminyltransferase 1-like. The record is from RefSeq and is a predicted model, not a curated record. Gene Ontology annotation, cellular component: Golgi apparatus; membrane; vesicle. Gene Ontology annotation, molecular function: hexosyltransferase activity. The transcript is spliced from 3 exons. Lineage: Eukaryota; Metazoa; Chordata; Actinopteri; Characiformes; Serrasalmidae. Gene Ontology annotation, biological process: carbohydrate metabolic process. Bases 276 to 1256 code for a protein of 326 amino acids.